Molecule: messenger RNA, 1636 nt
Organism: Brassica oleracea var. oleracea
Lineage: Eukaryota; Viridiplantae; Streptophyta; Magnoliopsida; Brassicales; Brassicaceae
Product: temperature-sensitive omega-3 fatty acid desaturase, chloroplastic
Exons: 8
Coding region: 155-1453 (432 amino acids)
Biological process (GO): lipid metabolic process
Molecular function (GO): oxidoreductase activity, acting on paired donors, with oxidation of a pair of donors resulting in the reduction of molecular oxygen to two molecules of water
Source: RefSeq, a predicted model, not a curated record
CUUGCAGUAGAAAGACAGGGAAAGACUGAUACAGAGAUGCACACGACGACAAGCAUCAACCAACACACAUUCAUCUCUAUCGUUCUCUACUUAUCUCUUCGCUUUCUCAGUCAUUUCUGUGUGUUCUAAGGAGAAAGCCAGAGAUAGUGCUAGAAUGGUGAGCUGUGUUUUAUCAAAAUGUGGUAUCAGACCUCUCCCUAGGUUCUACCCUAAACCCACAAACUCUUUUGCCUCUAACCCAUCACCCACUCUCAAACUCAACCCGCUAUCUUCCCUCAACUCCCGAAGUGGGCUCUUCCCUAGAACAAGAAACUGGGCGUUGAAUGUGGCCACACCAUUAACAACUCUAGAGACUCCACCGGAGGAAGAAGAAGACGCGAGGUGGUUCGACCCUGGUGCGCCUCCUCCUUUCAACUUGGCUGACAUAAGAGCAGCCAUACCCAAGCAUUGUUGGGUUAAGAAUCCAUGGAGGUCUAUGAGUUACGUUGUGAGAGAUGUAGCUAUUGUCUUUGGAUUGGCUGCUGUAGCUGCUUACUUCAACAGCUGGCUUCUCUGGCCUCUCUACUGGUUUGCUCAAGGAACCAUGUUCUGGGCUCUCUUUGUUCUUGGCCAUGACUGUGGACAUGGUAGCUUCUCCAAUGAUCCGAGGUUGAACAGUGUAGCUGGUCAUCUUCUUCAUUCCUCAAUUCUAGUCCCUUACCAUGGCUGGAGAAUUAGCCACAGAACUCACCACCAGAACCAUGGGCAUGUUGAGAAUGAUGAAUCUUGGCAUCCUUUGCCUGAAAGCCUCUACAAGAAACUGGAAAAGACUACUCUAAAUUUUAGGUUCACACUGCCAUUCCCAAUGCUCGCAUACCCUUUCUACUUGUGGGGAAGAAGUCCAGGGAAAAAUGGUUCUCAUUUUGAUCCAGACAGUGACUUGUUUCUUCCCAAGGAGAAGAAAGAUGUUGUGACAUCAACUGCAUGUUGGACUGCAAUGGCUGCUUUGCUUGUCUGUCUCAACUUUGUCAUGGGUCCAAUCCAAAUGCUCAAACUAUAUGGCAUUCCUUACUGGAUAUUUGUAAUGUGGUUGGACUUUGUGACUUACUUGCAUCACCAUGGCCAUGAAGACAAGCUCCCUUGGUACCGUGGAAAGGAAUGGAGUUACCUGAGAGGAGGGCUCACAACACUGGACCGUGAUUAUGGAUGGAUCAAUAACAUCCACCAUGACAUUGGAACUCAUGUGAUACAUCAUCUUUUCCCGCAGAUCCCACAUUAUCAUCUAGUGGAAGCAACAGAAGCAGCUAAACCAAUAAUAGGAAAGUACUACAGAGAACCGAAAAACUCUGGACCUUUGCCACUUCACUUAUUGGGAAGCCUCAUAAAAAGUAUGAAACAAGACCAUUUCGUAAGCGAUACAGGAGACGUCGUGUACUAUGAGGCAGAUCCAAAACUCAGUGGACAAAGAACUUGACAACAGACUGCAACAAACAGGGCAGACAAGUUCAAAGUUCAUUUUGGUUCAUUCUUUAUGUAUCUUUUGUUUUGUUGCAAAAGCCUUCUCAAGAUUAAAAAGCAUUAAUUUGUAGAACUCUGCAGUAAAAACUCUCAAUUCUUGAACAAUAUAUCAGAUGGAUAUAUCAUAUAUUUCAUAACA